ACAAAAUAUCGAACUUUUGAAAAAACAAAAAAUUACAGAGUCUCACUCCUUCUCACACUCACUAACAACAUGAACUCCAUGGCUCUAAAAUCUUUCGUUGGACUCCGACAAUCCUCCUUGGAAACCACCCCUUUCACCGUCCACCAGAAGCCCGCCACCAUCAACCUCCCCCAGAAGCUCAAGGUCAUUGCUGGAAAAACCAGUCCCAAGCUCCAAGGCCGGAACCUCCGCGUCGCAAUCAUCGGCGGAGGCCCUGCCGGGGGCUCUGCCGCGGAGACCCUAGCAAAGGGAGGCAUCGAAACGUUCCUAAUAGAACGGAAAAUGGAUAACUGCAAGCCGUGCGGGGGCGCCAUUCCGCUGUGCAUGGUGGGGGAGUUCGACCUGCCAUCAGACAUCAUCGACCGGCGCGUGACGAAGAUGAAGAUGAUAUCGCCGUCAAAUGUCGCAGUGGACAUUGGAAGGACCUUGAAGCCGCACGAGUACAUUGGAAUGGUGAGGCGUGAGGUUUUGGACGCGUACCUCAGAGAUAGGGCAAAAGAGAACGGUGCCACCAUUAUCAACGGAUUGUUCUUGAAGAUGGAUAUGCCUAAAGAUAAGAACUCACCUUAUUUGCUGCAUUAUUCUGGGUAUGAUGGUAAAACCGGUGGGAUUGGUGAGAAGAGAACACUGGAGGUCGAUGCUGUCAUUGGUGCCGAUGGGGCUAAUUCUAGAGUUGCUAAGGCCAUUGAUGCUGGUGACUAUGAAUAUGCCAUUGCAUUUCAGGAGAGGAUAAAGAUCCCGGAUGAUAAAAUGGUGUAUUAUGAAAAUCUUGCGGAGAUGUACGUCGGGGAUGAUGUAUCCCCAGAUUUCUACGGUUGGGUGUUUCCAAAAUGCGACCAUGUUGCAGUUGGGACAGGUACAGUGACACACAAAUCAGACAUCAAGAAAUUCCAGCUGGCAACACGAAAAAGAGCAGAGGACAAGAUCACUGGAGGCAAGAUCAUCCGAGUGGAGGCGCAUCCCAUCCCCGAACACCCCCGCCCCCGAAGAUUAUCGGGGAGGGUGGCCCUUGUGGGGGAUGCAGCCGGCUAUGUGACAAAAUGCUCCGGGGAAGGGAUCUAUUUCGCGGCGAAGAGUGGGAGAAUGUGCGCGGAGGCCAUUGUGGAAGGAUCGGAGAAUGGAAAGAGGAUGGUGGAUGAAGGGGAUUUGAGGAAGUACUUGGAGAAGUGGGACAAGACAUAUUGGCCGACGUAUAAGGUGUUGGAUGUGCUUCAGAAGGUGUUUUAUAGGUCGAAUCCGGCCAGGGAGGCGUUUGUGGAGAUGUGUGCUGAUGAAUAUGUUCAGAAGAUGACAUUUGAUAGCUAUUUGUAUAAGACAGUAGUGCCUGGGAAUCCAUUGGAGGAUAUCAAGUUGGCCAUUAACACCAUUGGGAGCUUGGUCAGAGCCAAUGCUAUCAGGAAGGAAAUGGACAAACUCAAUGUAUGAUCAGUCGUCAAUAGCUAUAUACUCAUUAUCUUUCCCCUAUAUAUCAUGUUCAUCAUUCUUUUUCUUUAACAGACAGGAUCUUGUUAUAUACAAGUGAUUAUAACUAUAAACAAUUGCUUUUAAGUUUCAUGCAAUCUAAUUACACCGAGGUUGGUUUUCCCUUA
Arachis duranensis is the source of this 1628-nucleotide messenger RNA. Its product is annotated as geranylgeranyl diphosphate reductase, chloroplastic. The record is from RefSeq and is a predicted model, not a curated record. Bases 70 to 1464 code for a protein of 464 amino acids. Gene Ontology annotation, cellular component: chloroplast thylakoid membrane. The transcript has 2 exons. NCBI's taxonomy places the organism in Eukaryota, Viridiplantae, Streptophyta, Magnoliopsida, Fabales, Fabaceae. Gene Ontology annotation, biological process: chlorophyll biosynthetic process; photosynthesis. Gene Ontology annotation, molecular function: FAD binding; oxidoreductase activity, acting on the CH-CH group of donors, NAD or NADP as acceptor.